Molecule: messenger RNA, 771 nt
Organism: Culex pipiens pallens (northern house mosquito)
Lineage: Eukaryota; Metazoa; Arthropoda; Insecta; Diptera; Culicidae
Gene: RpS19a
Product: 40S ribosomal protein S19a
Exons: 3
Coding region: 209-679 (156 amino acids)
Biological process (GO): ribosomal small subunit assembly; translation
Cellular component (GO): cytosolic small ribosomal subunit; ribosome
Molecular function (GO): RNA binding; structural constituent of ribosome
Source: RefSeq, a predicted model, not a curated record
GUUGCCCUCACAAGUGCACGGUACGGUUUUCACACUUUGAAGCGUAGUUUUUCGGCAAAAAUUGCCCGUAAAUCCGCCCGGACAAGGUAAACUUUUGGUGGAAUCGACGCCGUUUGGGGUGGGGAUCGUGCGGUUGGUGGAAAAUUGUGUGAUUUUAGUGGUUUUUGCGGGAUUUUCGAGCGGUCCACCAAAAGUUGCGCUUGUCGAGAUGCCAGGAAUCACCGUCAAGGACGUCGACCAGGACAAGGUUGUCCAGGGUGUUGCCCUGUUCCUUAAGAAGUCCGGCAAGCUAAAGGUCCCGGACUACAUCGACCUGAUCAAGACGGCCAAGUACAAGGAGCUGGCCCCGAGCGAUCCGGACUGGUUCUACGUGCGCUGCGCGUCGAUCCUGCGCCGCCUGUACCACCAGAGCCCGUCCGGCGUCGGUGCCAUCACCCGGAUCUACGGUGGCCGCAAGCGCAACGGUGUCCGGCCGUCCCACUUUUGCCGUGCCGACGGUAGCGUCGCCCGCAAGGCCGUCCAGGCGCUCGAGCAGAUCAAGCUGAUCGAGAAGCACGCCGACGGUGGCCGCAAGCUCACGAGCCAGGGCCAGCGCGAUUUGGACCGUAUCGCGGCCCAGAUCGUGACGAAGCAGCGUGCCGCCCUGAAGAAGGAAGCGGCCACGAUUGUGCUGGCGUAAAAAAAACAGAAAAGUGGUGUCGGAGUGUACGCGCGCGCGUGAAGGAUGUAUUCGAUAAGUUAAACCCAUUAAAACGCUGAAAUCCACACAAA